Opisthorchis viverrini is the source of this 270-nucleotide messenger RNA. RefSeq lists its product as hypothetical. The record is from RefSeq and is a predicted model, not a curated record. Lineage: Eukaryota; Metazoa; Platyhelminthes; Trematoda; Opisthorchiida; Opisthorchiidae. The coding region runs from base 1 to 270 and encodes 89 amino acids. The transcript has a single exon.
AUGAUCCAUCAGCCAAAUUCACUCUGCGAACUGGAGACAAGAGGACAGGGAGAGGCUGACUCAUUGCGCAAAUGGCUUGAAAAGAAUCAAACGUACCGUCGUCUUAGUGCACAUGCGAAAUAUCAACAAAAGCGUGCACCACAGACCGGGUCAACGCCUACGUCCGGUCGUCUCAUGUCAGCAACAUCUCAAAUUGGAAGCGAAGUGACGUCACUACUAACGCUACUGUUCACUCUGUCAUUGGCUACACCCAGGAGAAAACCCUUGUGA